UCGCUGCGCACCAGCAGGUGUCACUGUCCAGCGAGGCGGCCAUUGAACACACAGCCACCGGAAACGAACAUCCUGGGCUACAUAACACAAUACAUCACCAAAGCGGUGAUGUUGUGUAACAGCGGGUUUGCUGCAUCAGCAUGCCUGUAGACGGUUCAGAGGACCGGGUGCCCUCCUCGCUCUCCAGCAGCAGUGCUGCUCUUACCCCGGGGGGGACGGACGAGGAUGGGUCGACAAGGGGGUCGGCAAUCUGCUCUUUUCCUGAAAACAGUCAGGGGUCGGAGGCCGCCGCUGCUUAUCCGGCCAACACUGGACCCGGGGAGGGCAACAACGGUGGCAAGAGGUCCGGAGCCUUGCUGCAGAUCGAUCGACAGCGUAUUCAAGCAGCGUCUGCCAGUUCUGGAGCCAAUGAACUCCAGGGUCUUGGUGUGGCCGUCUAUGACCAUGACGUCCUUGAGCAAGGUGUCCUUCAGCAAGUGGACGAGGCAAUUCAGGAGGCCAAUCAGGCUGCUGCUAAAGCUGAGGCCGAAAAGGAAUACCACUCCGUUCUAGAUGAUGUCAGGUCCGUCACUGUGUCUCUUAAACAAAUCAACAAGAUUAUUGAACAGCUGUCUCCGUAUGCUGCCUCCAGUAAAGAUAUCAGUAGGAAGAUCGAAUCUGUCAAACGACAGAAAGAAAAUAAGGAGAAACAGCUUAAGAAAGUCAAAGCCAAACAAAAGCGACUUCAGGCCAUUCUGGGAGGAGAGGAUACCGAAAGGGUAGAAUUAGAGCUUCUGGCAGAGGAUGAGGAUGAAGAGGAAGAGGCCGGUCCCUCCACACUGGGCAGCAUGCUCAUGCCUGCUCAGGAGACCGAAUGGGAGGAGCUUAUCCGGAUGGGACACAUGACUCCUUUUGGAACCCGAAUUCCACAGAAAGAGGAAAAAAAGAAGCCUCGAAAAGUGAUGCUUGCUGAAAACUCAGCCUUUGACCUCUACCUGGCUGACCAGGCCAAGAUGGCUACCGAGAGGAAGAGAGCCCCUCCUCUCAAGAAGAAAAAAAACUCAGGACUCAGUCCCAAUAAAGCCAAGGGAAAGGCUGGAAAUGGAAUUGUUUCCUCUUCCAAGGACAAAAAAAUUAAGAAGCGCAUACGGAAGCUGCAGAUAACGGCUCUCAAGGCCCAUCCUAAGGCGCGGCCUAAGGCCGAGCCAGGGCUGCCGAAACCAAAAGGCAAGCGUCACACUGAGGGCGAGGAGACCGACAGCGAGGGUUCAGAGUACCUGCCCAGUGAUGAAGGCAUUGAUCCCGACCAAGAAGAAAGAGAAGCCAUGGAAGAGGGCUUUGGGGAGGAUGACGAGGAAGAGUACGAGUUGAAAGCGCACAAGAAGAAAAGCGGAGGGAAAGGGAGGAAGAACAAAGAGGACAGUGAAGAUGAAUAUUACCCCGAGAGUUCAGAUGAGAAAGAGGACAAAAAAAACAAAGAUGAUGGAGAUAUAGAGUACUACAGACAGCGAAUACGGAGAUGGAAGCGACAACGUCUUCGAGAAAGGGAGGAAAAGAGGGAAAGAGGGGAGGAGCUUUCUGAUGACAGCGAUGAAGAAUUCGACGAAGGCUUCAAAGUGCCGGGCUUCCUCUGGAAAAAACUUUACAAGUACCAGCAGACAGGUGUGCGCUGGAUGUGGGAGCUCCACUGUCAGCAGUCAGGCGGCAUCCUGGGAGACGAGAUGGGAUUGGGUAAAACCAUCCAGGUCAUCUGCUUUCUGGCUGGACUAAGCUACAGCAAACUGAGGACCAGAGGUUGCAACUACAGGUACGUCGGUCUGGGUCCGACCGUCAUCGUGUGCCCGGCUACGGUGAUGCACCAGUGGGUAAAGGAAUUUCACACCUGGUGGCCCGCUUUCAGAGUGGCUGUGCUACACGAAACUGGCUCGUUCACCAGCAACAAGGAAAAGCUUAUUCCAGAAAUAGCAGAAUGUCAUGGCAUCCUGAUUACGUCUUACUCAGCUGUGAGGAAUAUGCAAGACACUCUGCAGCGUUUCGAUUGGCACUACGUUAUACUGGACGAAGGCCAUAAGAUCCGGAAUCCAAAUGCUGGAGUUACCACUGCCUGCAAACAGUUUCGCACUCCCCACAGGUUCAUUCUGUCAGGCUCUCCCAUGCAGAACAAUUUGAAGGAACUGUGGUCUCUGUUUGACUUUGUCUUCCCCGGCAAACUGGGGACAUUGCCUGUCUUCAUGGAGCAGUUCUCUGUGCCAAUCACCAUGGGAGGAUACAGCAACGCCUCAGCGGUGCAGGUCCAAACUGCGUUUAAGUGUGCGUGCGUGCUGAGGGACACCAUCAAUCCUUACUUGCUCAGACGAAUGAAGGCAGACGUCAAGGCCAACCUCUCCUUGCCUGACAAAAAUGAACAGGUUCUGUUUUGCAGGCUAACAGAGGACCAGCGGCAGGUGUAUCAGAGCUUCUUAGAUUCCAAAGAGGUCUACAACAUGCUCAACGGGGACAUGAAGAUAUUCUCAGGUUUGAUAGCACUGCGUAAGAUCUGUAACCACCCAGACCUUCUCUCCGGCGGUCCCCGUAUUUUGAGGGGGAUCCCAGAAGACCAGCUAACCAAAGAGGAACACUUUGGCUUUUGGAAGCGCUCAGGCAAGCUGAUUGUCGUGGAGUCUUUGCUGCGACUCUGGUUCAAACAGGGCCACCGAGUCCUGCUCUUCUCUCAGUCUAGACAGAUGUUGGACAUCUUGGAGGUAUUUGUUACGGAGAAUGAGUACUCGUACGUGAAAAUGGACGGCACUACCACAAUAGCUUCCCGACAGCCUCUCAUAGCUCGGUACAACGAGGACAAAUCCAUCUUUAUCUUCUUGUUGACCACUAAAGUCGGAGGUCUGGGAGUCAAUCUGACUGGAGCCAAUAGAGUCAUAAUUUACGACCCGGACUGGAACCCGAGUACCGACACACAGGCAAGAGAGCGAGCAUGGAGGAUCGGCCAGAAGCAGCAAGUGACGGUCUACAGAUUGCUGACUGCAGGGACCAUUGAGGAGAAGAUUUACCACAGGCAAAUCUUCAAACAGUUUCUGACCAACCGUGUCCUGAAGGACCCCAAACAAAGAAGGUUCUUUAAGUCUAAUGACAUCUACGAGCUCUUCACACUGUCUGACCCUGAUGGAGCUCAGGGAACCGAGACCAGUGCCCUAUUUGCAGGUACAGGUUCUGAUGUCAAGGCACCCAAGAAACCUCAGAGGCCAAUUCCAUCACACGCUGUAAACCCUGGCAGUCCCCUACAUAAACACUCCCUAGCAGACCACCACAAAACACACCGCCAAAGCACCAACCAAAAUACACCGUGCACAAGACAAAAUAACAGAGACUGGGACGGAGUUAAGCCGGCGGUGAAAAACUCCUCCAGCUCUCAACAAGUCCGAGACAAAGAGGCGUCGCUGAUCAGCCCACAGAAACACCGGGAAAAGAGGAAGCACUGCGACUCCGUUGACUCGGACAAGCUCAAACAUAAGAAGCGUAAGCACUCCAAGGACUCUCGGUGUGAAGGCCACCGCAUCUCCCACUUGGUGAAGAGAAGAACCUUUCGGAAAGGGGAAGACAGCGAGACGGAGAAGAAAUCGGAUGAUUACGUCUUGGCAAAGCUCUUCAAGAAAUCCGGUAUCCACAGUGUCAUGCAGCAUGAUACCAUAAUGGAGUCCUCCAACCCUGACUACGUUCUUGUGGAAGCGGAAGCCAACCGGGUGGCCAAAGAUGCACUGAAAGCGCUCAAAGUGUCCCGCCAGCAGUGCAGGCUGUCCUUCAGUAGACCCCCUCCUCCGCCCGCAAGGAAAAGAUUUGGGCAAAAGAAUAAUUCUCUGCUGGUGGCACCGUUGUCUCAGUCCGUCCCGAAUCUAAGCAAAUGCAAGGAUGCCGCUAUCGUAAAGAAGUCCUUGUCAAAGAAGCCUGGCUCGGGGGCUCACUUCAGCGGGGAGGGCGCGGACAGUGACUCAAACUCCGCCCCGCUCUCGUCCUCCUCCCUGCUGGCCAAGAUUAAAGCCCGUAAUCACCUCAGCGUGCCCUCCGGUCAAAGAGAAGAAGCAGAAGAAGAGCAGGAGGACUCUGCAGCUCCUGGGACGAGCUCCGCCCCAGCUCCACCCACCGAGCAUGACGAGCUGUUGGUGGACGUACGCAACUUCGUGGCCUUCCAGGCCAAUGUGGACGGACAGGCCAGCACCCAGGAAGUGCUGGAGUAUUUCAAACCGAGGCUGACGGAGAAACAGGCGCCCGUCUUCAGAGAGCUGCUCAGGAGCAUCUGUGACUUCCAGAGGACUUCUGGUCAGGAAGGCAUCUGGAGACUGAAAGAGCACUUCCGCUGAAAGGGGAAGCCUGAAAUGUGAUGGAUGUUGUUUGAGUGUGUAGAGUUCAAGCCUAAAACAUCUUUCUUUUUGUUAUUAUUUAAUAAGAUUUUUGUAUAUGUUGUCCAAUUGAAACAUCUACACUGAUCAAACUUGAGAGAAAUUGGUUUGUUAAGGUUGGACCAUAUUAAGACGUUUUACAGUGUAACAAACUGUGGGCUUAGCUGAUAAACUCGGGUUAUUAUCAUAUAUUUAUCUAUAUCUUGGUGGAAAAGAGUGUUGCAAUGUGAGUUGGUUUAAGAUGUGUGUUGAUUCAGAAAUUGAAAUUGCUUCCGUUAGUGUUGUUCCUGGUUAUACUUGAAUUCAGUUAAUACUGUGUAACCGUGUUAUUGAGCCGUUCAGGGGAAUAUGUUGUGGUGUUUGCUCUCAAACGCUUGUCAGAUUGUGUAAUAUGCUUCUAUAGGAUGUAAUAGGUGAGGUCACUAUGCAUAAAUUCUCCCCCGACAAUAGGGAGCGCUUCACUUUUGUAAAUAUGACUACACAGAUCUUAGUAUAGCUUUUGUAACGACCAAUGGUUCUUUCUGACUUCAAAUGAGCUACCUCACAUUAUUUGUGGAAAUUGUCAAAAAACAACAAUUUUUCUGCCAUCUUAUAAAUUGUUGUAUUUUUAUUAUAAAUACUACACCUUUAA
Messenger RNA from Gasterosteus aculeatus aculeatus (three-spined stickleback), 4998 nucleotides. RefSeq names its product excision repair cross-complementation group 6 (gene ercc6). NCBI's taxonomy places the organism in Eukaryota, Metazoa, Chordata, Actinopteri, Perciformes, Gasterosteidae. Gene Ontology annotation, biological process: transcription-coupled nucleotide-excision repair. The record is from RefSeq and is a predicted model, not a curated record. Gene Ontology annotation, cellular component: nucleus. Gene Ontology annotation, molecular function: ATP binding; ATP-dependent activity, acting on DNA.